AUUGGUUCUGUAUGUUGUCCACAGCUACUACACGUGACAUCCAGGUUACGCUAGAAGACUGCGAAUGGCGAAAAGCAGUUCAGUGUAUGCAUGGAUGUCACACGGAAAGAUGUUAUUCACUUUAUCGCAGGAGGCAUUGCGGGCACCGCUGGGGCUGCGGCUACGUGUCCACUAGAAGUGGUCAAGACACGAAUCCAGUCGUCCACGGCUCCUUUUGGGCUGCACAUUGUGCCCAAGGAUGUGCCGCCAUUUCGUGUGGUGCCCAACGGCAUCAUGCCUCACGUUGGCAUCAGCACCUGGACGAGCCCCGCGUCGGUGACGGAGGCAGUGAGGCCGACGGUCGGGAUGUGGCACUGUAUCUGCCGUAUCAAGGAAACUGAAGGGUACAGAGGCUUGUUCAAGGGUCUCGGACCAAACCUUAUGGGCAUUAUACCGGCAAAAGCGAUCUAUUUCUUCACGUACGCCAAGAUGAAGAAGCUGCUGAAUGAGGUGAUGAAUCCCGACACCCCUCUAGUCCAUAUUUGCUCGUCUUUCGUUGGAGGGUUCACCGUCACCACUUUGACUAGUCCGAUCUGGCUGGUUAAAACAAGACUGCAGCUCGAUCAGAAACGUGAGGGCAAGUUGACGAUGCAGAAGUGUGUUCGAAGAGUUUACCAGCAGCACGGCCUGUCUGGUUUCUAUAAAGGCGUUACCGCCUCGUACAUUGGCAUAUCGGAGACUGUCAUACAGUUUGUGUUCUACGAGGAGAUCAAGAGCCGUUUACAGUUCAGCAACCAUGACAGGAUGGAUGAAGACUUGCACACUCUUAUCAGUAUCGGCAUCGCGGGCUCUCUCUCUAAAGCCAUCGCCACAUGUAUUGCAUAUCCACAUGAGGUUGUGAGGACUCGGUUGCGGGAGGAAGGUACAAAGUACAAAUCUCUGGCACAGACAUUUCUGCUCAUCCUCCAAGAAGAGGGCAAGAGUGGACUGUAUCGCGGGCUUACUACACAACUCGUCCGACAGCUUCCAAACUCGGCCAUCAUCAUGGUCACCUACGAGUCGGUUGUCAAGGUGAUGGAGCUGGUUUCCUGAUCACACUUGACCCUUGACCCGACUGGAGUGACCAUCCUCCACAUGUGUUUGGCCCAGAGCAGUGUGUGUGUGUGGUCUCGGAUUGUGUGUGUGUGGUGUUAAAGAGAAUGCUGAACUGGUUACUGCUGUAAGAUGCUGAGGACUGAGAGUCGUUUUAGUGACUAAAAUGUUAUUAUUAAUGUUUUCUUGUUAGGUCAGGUCAGGUCAUAGGUUUUAAUGUGCACUUUGCCAGCUCCUUCCUCCGUCCUGAACAGGAAAAGGUUUGAGGUGGGUGGGAGAGGGGUGUUGCCUGCGCUGACAUGUUAAGGAUAUCAAUGUCUUAUAUACCCAAGUUUUUUUUUCCCUUGUUGCUUCCAGGGAACAUUUUGUUCAGUAUCACAUCGCGAUUCGCUACGCAAGUUUCAGAAAUUGCUAUCCAAUUUUAAAACUUAAACUGUAGUUGCUAAUCAAUUUUUCAAUAGACUAGAAAUAUUGCAUAUAUAUAUAUAUAUAAAUUAUAUAUAAAUUAUAUAUAUAGAUAUGGAAUUUUUGAUAGGUAAAAUCCACUUUGGGCUAGUUCAAAUAUUAAAGGGACCAAAAACACGAAUGUAGCUUAAAGCAGACACUGGUAUUUUGAACAAGAAAAUGUGUUUAAUAUUUGUGUUUAGUCGCUGAAAAUGCUCUGUAAGUGAGAAACGAGUUUCAAUGGUGGUGAACUUGGUAUAGUCUCUUUAAGACUGUUGGACAGUUUUGCACAAUACAGCGAAAUGUUGGUGCCAUAAGAUUUGCAUAUGGAUGACUCGGUGUGGUGAAGUGAGAGAUUUUGUCAUGACAGUAAUAUGAGCCUUAUGCUUUGCUGAUGUUAGGUCGAUGCUCUAAAAGUGAAAAAGUUUUUUAAGUUGGUAGUAUUUUGGAAAUCUGGUUUAUAUCUGGAUCAUCAUUAAAGUAAUUAAAACGGAGACAUGAAUUGAAAUGGAUUUCAGUAAAUACAUGUAUAAGACAUCUAGUAAUUUGAGAACUAGUAUGUUAACAAUUUGUUAUUGUGGUGUAUUUUGUUUCACUAAUGGUAGUGAAUUUGGAUAUGUGAGUUCGAAUACAGUUUGCCAAAUGUUUGUUUUUUAAUAAACUAUUAUUUCUGA
Messenger RNA from Gigantopelta aegis, 2189 nucleotides. Its product is annotated as solute carrier family 25 member 36-like. Gene Ontology annotation, biological process: pyrimidine nucleotide import into mitochondrion; mitochondrial transport. Gene Ontology annotation, cellular component: mitochondrial membrane; mitochondrion. NCBI's taxonomy places the organism in Eukaryota, Metazoa, Mollusca, Gastropoda, Neomphalida, Peltospiridae. The record is from RefSeq and is a predicted model, not a curated record. The transcript has 7 exons. Bases 91 to 1071 code for a protein of 326 amino acids. Gene Ontology annotation, molecular function: pyrimidine nucleotide transmembrane transporter activity.